Molecule: messenger RNA, 1245 nt
Organism: Verticillium dahliae VdLs.17
Lineage: Eukaryota; Fungi; Ascomycota; Sordariomycetes; Glomerellales; Plectosphaerellaceae
Exons: 3
Coding region: 352-1245 (297 amino acids)
Source: RefSeq, a predicted model, not a curated record
AUCCAUCAACAACUCCACGAAAUUGCACUUGACGGGUAACAAAAUAUCUCUACAAUUAAUCAAUACAUCUCUCCCAUACCCAUUCGUGUCUGGACCCAUACACGAAUUCAUCAUCACUCCGUUGCCAGAUCGGCACGCGAAGAGCUGGUUGUCUUCCACGCGAUCCGAGAUUCGACUCCUUCGUCGUUUGAGCCGUCUAGCGAGACCCAGGAGGUCUUUCAACUUGCAUAAGAAGCUUGAUCCUCAGGACAACUUAACCUCCUGCAUACCAUCGCUGUACUGUCAUCAAAGGAAGUUGACCUGUUUGAGAUCCAUCUGCUGUUGAGUCAAGAGAAGAUAACGAUCAUCGUGAUGUGCCACAUUGGAGAUAUUCUCUGCUUCUUCUGCGACACGAAAAUAGCCACAAACGCCCUCAUUCAGCGGUGCGAGGCCUAUGCUCUCAGGUGCUUUGGGCUUCAAGAGCUCCAGAUAGAGGAGAUCCAGACUCAUUGGCAAGAUUUCUCGUGUUUUCUACCACGCGAUACUCCUGUUCCGGUCUUCGAUCACGAGCAGUGCCCCUUCAAGCGCGUUGGGUCAUUCAAGGUCUACGACUACCCUUGCCCUAACCCAGCUUGCAAGAAAAGACUCACACAGCCUUCGGCCAACAAGACUCCCAUAACAGCCCUUCGAAACUGUGAUUGGGUCUCCAACUUCUACGCGCCUGGUCUCAUGCCCAUUGUUCAGUGGUUCAACACAUACCUCGAGAACUGUAACGAGAGGAACAAUAUCCAUCGACAGCUCAUUGCUCCUCACGCGGUGAACCCUCACAUGACUCCUCUGGAGACCAUUGCCGGCCCCGUGUAUCGCGAUCUAACAGCCGAAGAGCUCGUCAAGCACACCAUGGGGCAAGAGGGAAAUCUUCCUGAUGGGAUAACCGGAACCUACGUUGACAGCAUUACUGUCGAGACUACCCCGGUUACUGAUGCAAUCUGCGACGAUGAUGGAUCGCUCUUUGGCGAUGAUGGUCAAGAUAUCAAUUUUGCCAGCAUUACUUCUUCCGAGCCUGAAGCUGUGAUCAACAGCUCAACGACCAAAUACUGCUCAGACCCUAACCCUAGUUGGUGUGAUACCGCCGGGGAGGCAGACGUGAACAUGAUCAACAAGCAGCCAGGCAAGAAUUACACCACUGCCAACUCGACUCAGACGGGUGUCGCGAGCAUGCCCUCGCAGACCCCAGGACAGGGACACGUUGAAGUCGGAGCUUAG